Amphiprion ocellaris (clown anemonefish) is the source of this 6113-nucleotide messenger RNA. RefSeq names its product AT-rich interactive domain-containing protein 3B-like. Gene Ontology annotation, cellular component: nucleus. The record is from RefSeq and is a predicted model, not a curated record. The transcript is spliced from 9 exons. Gene Ontology annotation, molecular function: DNA binding. The coding region runs from base 259 to 2082 and encodes 607 amino acids. Gene Ontology annotation, biological process: regulation of transcription by RNA polymerase II. Lineage: Eukaryota; Metazoa; Chordata; Actinopteri; Pomacentridae.
CGGGCCAUUUUCCACUCGGUCUCCUUUUCUAUUAAAGAAGAAAAUCACGAAAUUCACCGGGGACACAAACACCGGCAGGACCAGUGGCCCGUUCGGAGAGCUCGUGCAGAACACAGACGAUCUUUCAGCUCGCGGAUCUCAAGCCUGCGGUGCACGCUCACUGUCGCUCCCCCCGUGCGCGUGCGCGCGUGUGUUUACAAGUGUUUGAACGAGUGCCAGAAACGAGGGAAGAAGGAGGAUAAAGCCAAGGAAGGAGGGAUGGUGGACAAUUCAAGCAGUAGUAAGGCACAAAUGCCCAGCAUGUCUCAGGAGCCCGGUGUGGCCUUUCCUCAGAGCACCUCUACAGGAGGAAUGAAGCUGGAGGCAGUGAUGGAGCAGCUCCAGCGCCAGCAGCAGGCCCGACUGGAAAUGGAGCGCAAAGAGAGGAAGCUACGAGAGGCCCACAUCAUGUAUGCUCAGCAGGUUGCUGCCCAGCAGGCCAUCCUAGCAGCUGCCCGGGCUUCGGGGGCCAGCUUCAUGGGCAAAGGCCUGGCUGGAGGCAUCCCUGGUGGUGGGUUACCUCCCCGGGUGUCUAAUCAAAGCAGUGUGGACUCGGAAAGAGAGGAUGACGAGGACAGAGGCCGGGAUUCUGGGGAUGAUGAUGACGACAAUGAGAUGAUGGAGGGGGACGAAGGCAGCGAUGAGGAUGAAGGAAAUGCCAGUGGUCUGGAAUUCCUCCGCAAGCAGACCCUUGCUUUGCAACAGAAUGCCUCCCGCAUCCCAGCCCGUCCAUAUGGCAGUUACUCUGCAUCGGCCCCCCACAGGGCUGCAUCACCACCUAUUAGAGUGAAGCAGGAACCUGAUGAGGGUCUGUCUCCUGCAGGGCCUAACUCUGCUACCUCUCCUAACGGACAGGCCGACUGGGGCUUUGAUGAUCACUUCAGACAGAAUGGCAGUGCCGGAUGGGCAGAUGAGGCUGACAGUAGCAGAGGAAGAGGAGAGGCCUCCAGAGACUUUGCUAAGCUGUAUGAGCUGGACAAUGACCCCAAAAGGAAGGAGUUUUUGGAUGAUCUCUUUACCUUCAUGCAGAAAAGAGGAACCCCAGUCAAUCGUAUUCCCAUCAUGGCCAAGCAGGUCCUGGAUUUGUACAUGUUGUACAAGCUAGUGACAGAGAAGGGAGGCCUUGUGGAGGUAAUCAACAAGAAGAUCUGGAGAGAAAUCACAAAGGGACUGAACCUGCCUACCUCCAUCACCAGUGCAGCUUUUACUCUGCGUACUCAGUACAUGAAAUACCUGUACCCGUAUGAGUGCGAGAGGAAAGGUCUCAGUUCCCCAGGUGAGCUUCAGGCUGCCAUUGACAGUAACCGACGUGAGGGUCGUCGCCCAAGCUACAGCAGCAGCCUCUUCCGCUUCUCCCCCUCUCCCAGCACAGCCCCCCACAUCCUGUCACCUCCCAAGAUGCACCUUUCAGGUCUGGGCGUAGGGACCUCAGCAGCCCUUAAUGGCCUGCAGGCCUCACCAGGACCCUCUUUGAAGAAAGAUGAUCUGACUCCAACAAUCAUGGCAGCGAGGCCCUCCAUGGCACUGGCCCUGGGUCAGCAGCAGGUUGCUGGUUUGGCAAGAGCUGCCACACUGGAGCAGCUCAGAGAAAAGCUGGAGACUGGAGGUGGAGAGGGACCAGAGAGGAAGAUGGCCCGCCUGGCAGAAGAGCAGCAGCGCCUGAUGCAGCAGGCUUUCCAACAUAACCUGUUGGCCAUGGCUUCCCAAAUGCCCAUGAACCUGCGCCUGGGAGCCCCCACCAUUACCACCAGGGAUGAGAAGCAGCAGGACAUGUCUCUGAGUAUCUCAACCAAUGGAAAUGCCAGCAUCACUGUGUCAGUGGAGGUUAAUGGCACAAUCUACUCAGGAACCCUGUUUGCCCAGAAGUCUAGUGGUGCCCUGGGGCCUGCAGUGUCGGCUGCUGCUGCUUCAGCCUCCCCUGCUGGAACCAGCACUAGCUUUGGCUUCUCCGCACCCCAGGCUCAGACCCUCAGCCCCACGUCCUCCUCCUCCUCCUCCAAGGGUCCUGGCUCGGCUGAGCCGACCCCCAGUGGGUCACCCUAACUGCGGCUGCCCUUUGUACCUGCUUCCCAGGCCUCAAUUCCUCCAAGAGGCCCAGCAUGAAAAUACAGUACAAUGAGAAACCGAAAAGAAUAAGAAACUGUUGCACAACAAAUACCUCAUCAACCCUGUCAACCUCUUGGCUGUCCAAUCAUGAACACAGAGCCUGAGAAUAUUCAAUGACAACAUGUGUCCAAACGCACUGCUAUGCAUUUAAACGAAAACACAUACACAUACACACACACACACCACAAACACACACACACACACACACACACACACACACACCACACACAAACACACACCACACACAAACACACACAAUCAUACAGUCAUACAUACGCCGACACAGUCUACACACAUCCACACUUGUUAAUCCUAAUGUACAUGCUAAACACAAUCAGCUCAGCCAAAAUCCACUGACAGGUGUAGUCACAACUGAACUUGAAAAGUUUUAUCUUAGGACAUUUUGUUUGUUUGUUGCCAUUUUGUUGUCCUUUUGAUUUUGUGUUUUAGAAUGAUUUUGUUUUUAGUUUUUCUCUUUUUACAUACCUCAAAUCAAGUAACCUGCAGUGGUGUCUUUACCUCAGGAGCUGUAGUAUAUUUAACCUGAAUCAACUUUAUUUUUGUAUUCUUUUUGACCUAGUUGCAAUCAGGGGAAGUCGGGUAACUCUCACCAAUGGAACCUCAUGUACAGAGCACCCACCUCACAGUGACAGGCCUCCAGCCGGGUCCACUCAGGUUUCUAUACCACACUGUAGCCUCAUGCUGAACUCAAACUAGUGAAUGAUCAGAUGCUGUAGAUCAGCGCGUUAAAUACCUCAUUUCAUUACUGCCCUCAGCUGAGAUCAUGUGAAGUCCACUAGACAGGUUGGAGUACAAAUCUAAAAUUCAACCACUCCUAGGUCCGCACAAGCUGUCUUUAAAGAAUUAACGCACAAAGUUGGGGGAACAGCAACUCUCAUCUACCCACAACAAGCCUAGUAGACCCCGAGCUCAUGUCUCCUCCUAGAGAGGUAAUACUGAGGCAUUCCUUGCCCCUGCUGCAGAAUCAGAUGUGAGUUUGUUGUUCCCCAUUUUGUUCGUGCAUCCUUUCUCCAGCUUCAGCCACAUGGCUGAAAGUCGAGUGGGAAGGCGUCAUGAUCAGUGCGUAGUUCUCACACCUCAUACUGGCCUCUCUGCUCUGGAGGGUGUCUUUCUCAGGAAGCAAUGUGACAACUGCAAGGAAUCACUGUUAAUUUCAAGAGAAACAGAAAAGGAUUCAUACCUGAAGAAUGCACAAGCCUACAUGACUGUUUCAUGAAUACCUCAUCAGACUCUCUUGAGAAGGGGAGCUACACUACAUACCUCAUACGGCUGCAAAGCCAUCGAGACUUGAUGCCCCAAAUCCUACCUGAAUUGAAACUGAUACAGACAUGCUGACACACUGCUGGUGGUUUUUGGGGACAAAGAACUGGGACGGGCUUGCUAUCUUUCUCCUGUAUUUACUUGUAGAACCUGUAUAAUGCUUGCUACUUCUUGAAUUUUCUGGGUUUUUUUUUUUUUUUUUUUUUUGUUUCUCAAAUUCUUGUCUGAGAAGAGUGAUAUAUCUGCAUUUUUUUCAGGGAAGAGGAGCAGAAAAGUUUGUUCCUCGCUGACAGAUUUUUAGGAUUGUUAAAAGGUUUCAAGGUCACAGUGGUCAAAAAACAUGAAAACAAGCCUGUUAACCUUAAAUUUGACUGCAGACACUUAAAUCGCAGUCAUGAAAGUGGCAAAAUGAUAUGCAUGUGUACAAUCAUGUGACCAGUGUUUUAACACCUUAAUCCUCUGGUUCUUGCACAGCUAGAUACCAAAGACUAGCCCAGUCGGUGAAUGAUCCCAUGUACAAUCCUGCUCAUGCCUGCUGUGGUCCAUAGCAAGGCAGGUUGAUGUCUCUUUUGGACUGCAAAAAAUGUUGCAUCUUACUUCUUUGAAUCCAAUUUUUAGUGCGUCUUGAAACAAGUAAAAUAUCCCUUUACGUGAGAUGUAGUAAAUCCAUUUUUUCCAUAUUUUACAGCAUGACUUGGUCAUUGGAAAGUUCCAGUGAAAGUUAGUACUUUUAGAACUGGACUUAAAGACUCAAAAUUUAAUUAAAUGACAUGUACAGAUUAGAUCAUCAAUAGCAGAUAUUCAACUCCUAUUAUUCAGAACAGAAGGCCAGAUACUGUGGCCUCCUGAGCUGGUUUCCUAAUUUAAUCUUGUACAGUCUGGGGCUAUUGUUGCUGGGUUUUAACACAGCACCCACUGUGGAUGCAGUCCUCAUCUAUCAGUGUGGACAGUGCCCUCCAUAAAAAGCCCUUUUUAUUAAAACAUCCAAUUCCUGAUCAUCCAGAGAGCUGGAUUAUUCUGUACCUCUUAUUGUAAAAUACUUUUCUCCCUUCAAAGUAACUUUAUAGCAUUUUGAAACACCACACAAAGGAUUAAAACAAAUUUUCUAGCUUUAUCUGUGUUGAAUGUGAGGCAUUUUAACUGUUUAGACACCUCUUUAAGCCCAGUGUGAUCUGAAGUGGGCAGCCUUGUUGCUUUUAUUAGAUUGUAUUUUAGCCAUUUAUGUGUCAGGUUUUGCAGACAUUUUGCAGUUCAGAUCACAGUUCAGGGUUUGAAGACUUUUGAAGACGGUGCUGUUGGUCUUUCAGUGUUCUCUUUACAACCCUGUACGACACAUAACUGUAUUUUAUAAAAGUGAGAAUUAUAGAUGCUGCCUUAAAGUAGUUGCUGGUGAGAUCUGGUCAGUGCAGGUUUCACUACUCAGCUGGCUGGGAAAAGUCUGUCUCUUCAAGCUUAAUCCUUUGGAGAGUCAUCACUUAUUUUGGGGGAAACAGUUUAAUCAGACACAAGUUUUCAUUCAUGCUGUUGUGUUAACAACUGAGUUUUGAUAUUUAUUUGUGUUGUUUUUUUUUCCUGGUGGACCUUGUUUUUAGUAACAGUUAAGCUUAGUCUUUUAGGCUGUGUAACUAAAACAGUUUCUAUAUUCUAAGUCUAAGCUUUCUGUUUCAUCUGCUUAGUCUGAGCAAUGACUGCUUGAUAGUGUAGCUUCACUGCCUUUGUGUGGUUGUGUUUGUGUGUGCGCGAGCAGGUAUAUGCAGUGACAACACUUGCAAUAACAUUAUAGAUACUGCAGGUGGCGCCACAGUUGCAUCUAUUAUAUUUUGUUGAACCUGCCCAGUACAGCCACAGUCCUCCUCUGCUGUUUGUUGGUAGGAUUUCUCCUCGGUGUCAGGCUUCGAAGCUUCAAUCCUCUGGUCACUUCACUAACUUCCAGGCUCCUGCCGCCUGACCUGCUGUGUGGAUGAGUAUGUAUUGUGUCGUGCCUGUAAACCCACAUCUGUGUAUGUGUCUGUGUGAGUCGGUGUGUGUGUCCUCUGUUAGAAACCCCCCACCUCAUCAUACCACAGUACCUCAGGGCAGUGGGCUGCACUCACUGUUGCAUUCGAUGUUAAAGCUGCAUUGAGAGACGAGUACUGACAGAAGCUGUGGUGACUUCGCUGAAUGCUACUUUGGAUUUGGUUGCUUUUUUUUUUUUUGUCGUCAGUAACUGCAGGCAAGGUCUCGUCACUCAGGAAGCUGUGAAGUUGGAAGUCUCCGAUGAUUGUGGAGUUAAUUCAGUUUUAAAUUGUUUAAAAACUAACCUGAUCUGUGUAAAAACAGGUGCAUAUGCAAGUGGUUAUCGAAUACCUCAUUUAUCAAUUUUAUGUUGUUUUGGCUUGUACAAUGCUCCGUAUAUUAAUUCAAUUGUGGGGUUUGUGCAUAUUUUUGUACUGUUAUUAUUAUUAUGGAUAUGAUAAUAAUGAUAUUACUGAUAUUAUUAUAGUUUUCUCUUUGAUUAAAGCAAACAAAAAAAUAGGGCAAAACACAUGAAUGCUUGUAAAAACUGGUUUGUGCUGAUUGUAUUUAAGAGGAGCACUUUUCCAAAGUGGUUUUCACACAUUCAGUUUUGUUCAUAUUAGUUAAUAUAAAGAUAUGGUUCUCAGGGCUUUAAACUUGUAUGUCAUGAUAAAGUUUUACUUUAUAUCUUA